GAACUUUCUUUCCUUCCCAAAAUCGAAUGAGUGAGGAAUGAGAGUGAGUGGAAAGAGAACCUGUCGCUCUCAGCCGUGCCUAAAAGCCCGGCUGUUCCACAAAGCCUAAUUCCACUGGCCUGGCUUGGCGUAAGAUCCACAAAGAUCGAAAGAGAAGAGAGGAAUCGCGAACGUGACAACCAGAAUAUGAAGGUAUUUGUUCCCAUUAUUCUGCUCAUUUCUGCUGACGAAUUUUUGACAUUGGAAACUCGAGAAGGGGAACAUAGAGACUGAAGGUGCGGUAGACCUCUCCUUGCCAGUCUCCGUGUGAGGAGGAUCUACACACAUACACAUAUCGAUUUUCUAGUCCAUAUGGAGUGGUAUUGACACAGCUAGCGUCAUGUCGAGAUCGUCUUCCCAACAACCUUUAUUCAGUGCAGGCUCGCAAGGCACAUCGGGAAGUUUCAAAAGUGGAUUCAACCACCUCAAUGACAUCUUCAGUGAGUUCACCAAGCACAUUGCCCCUUCUUAUCACCAUGAACGGCCAGAGAGAUCGAUCCAAAUGCGGCUGUACACCAUGCACAAAGGUCAACACCUCCUCAUAUUCAUCAUGUUCGUUUGCCUGUUCUUCAUUGCUUUGCUUAUGGGUAUGGCUGGACCUCGAAUCAUUACAGAGCACGCGGAAAAGGCCACCACCUUGAGGUCGCACAACAAUCAAACCAAUAUGCCUCAAGGCCCCUUUCACAUAGUGACACCCAAACUUAGUGCAUAUCGUCAACAGCUCUGGAUUUCGGCCGCACUGAUCACCAAAGAAAAAGGUCAGGAGACCUUCACAAAGACCUGCAACGUCUUGGUGGAGGUUGAAGGCCUGAUGGAUAAGAACAGGAAGCGUUUGGUGGGCGGCAAAGGCCAUGAACGGUCCAGAACUGUUCGCUGCGAUGAUCAGAAGUGCGAUCCAUUCAUCGUCAUGCAUCUCGGAGUCUUGGAAUAUUCGCACUAUUUGGUCAAUAUCACUUUCACAGGAUUGGAGAGCAUCGAUCGGCACUUUAACAUCGAAGAUAUCACAUUCACAAUGAUCACGUACAACCCCGAGUUCACAGAAAUGGAAGUCUGGUUCCGAUUCUUCUUUGUCAUUGCCACAGUGGUCAUAUCUGUGGUUUUCAUGGUGAGCAUGAAGAAAUUCUCUUUGGAUGAUUGGUCCAUUGAACAAAAAUGGAUCAUUUUGCUUCUGCCCCUCCUCCUUGGGUUCAAUGACCCAAUAUUUGCUUGGACUCUGACCACGAGCAACUUGUUGCCCCCGGUUUGCGACGCCUUGUUUCAAACUAGUUUCAUUUUUGCGUUAUUGCUUUUUUGGCUCUGUAUCUUCCACGGUCUCCGCCAAACGGAACGUGGGAUCUACCGAUUCUACAUGCCAAAGAUCCUCUUGGUGGGUUGUAUGUGGUUUGCCGCUUUAACCAUGGCCAUUCUCGAGGAAACUAAUCAACUACGAGAUCCUAGUUUUAGUUUCCAAUUGAACACAGCCCACUACAAGAACUUCCAAAUGUAUUUCAUCGGCAUGUUGGCUAUUUAUUUGGUUUACUUGAUCUACUUGGCCCUUCGAGCAUUCGGGGAACUGCGGUCGAUGAACUUUGUGGAGGCGAGGUUGAAGUUCCAUACCUGCAGUAUGAUCGUGGUCCUUUGUCUCAUCGUGUCGAUAGUGAUCAAUCGAUAUGGAAAAGGGGUGCUCGAGGACAACUUUGUGGCCCGAAUGUACACCUCAUACGACAGCGGCUCCCAAUUCUUGGCCUUCUACACAGUCAUAAACUGCUACAUUUAUGUCCUAACCUACGUUUAUACCCCAACCUCGGCCCAAACUAGAGAGAACCAUCUUCUCAAGGACAAUCCAGCCUUCUCCAUGAUUAACGAAUCCGAUGAUGAAACCGAGGCUAUGCUGGUCCAAACGGACGAUACUCCGCCGAGCCAACCCAAAUUCGGAGGGCCCCACGGAAACUCAGCUUCCCGCCGCCCUCUUAUACUUGGACAUGACGAUGAUAGCGAUUAAAUGUGAUGAUUGUACGAAAGAGCGUUAGCACAAGGGAUGUCGUAAAGAAAAAUAUAUUUGUUCAAUGUGA
Molecule: messenger RNA, 2090 nt
Organism: Tigriopus californicus
Lineage: Eukaryota; Metazoa; Arthropoda; Copepoda; Harpacticoida; Harpacticidae
Product: transmembrane protein 181-like
Exons: 1
Coding region: 380-2020 (546 amino acids)
Molecular function (GO): toxic substance binding
Source: RefSeq, a predicted model, not a curated record